Molecule: messenger RNA, 3732 nt
Organism: Lynx canadensis (Canada lynx)
Lineage: Eukaryota; Metazoa; Chordata; Mammalia; Carnivora; Felidae
Gene: JMJD6
Product: jumonji domain containing 6, arginine demethylase and lysine hydroxylase
Exons: 7
Coding region: 206-1450 (414 amino acids)
Biological process (GO): phagocytosis
Cellular component (GO): cytoplasm; nucleus
Molecular function (GO): P-TEFb complex binding; histone H4R3 demethylase activity
Source: RefSeq, a predicted model, not a curated record
GCCGCGUGCCCAACCCGAGGCCCGGGAGGUGGUUGCGGAGUGAAUCUUCUGGAAGGCGACUUUAAAGGCGCCGGGCCAGAGCGAAGGGCGUUUCGGUGCCGCCGCCGCCGCCGCCGCCGCCGCCCGGGCCGGGGAGGGGGCGCGUUGGAAGCAGAAAGCGAGCUGCGCCGAGGUGGUCGCGGGAGCAGCUGGUGACCCGCGCAAGAUGAACCACAAGAGCAAGAAGCGGAUCCGCGAGGCCAAGCGGAGUGCGCGGCCAGAGCUCAAGGACUCGCUGGACUGGACCCGUCACAACUACUACGAGAGCUUCUCGCUGAACCCGGCGGCGGUGGCGGAUAACGUGGAAAGGGCAGACGCGUUACAGUUGUCCGUGGAAGAAUUUGUCGAGCGCUACGAAAGACCUUACAAACCCGUGGUUCUGCUCAAUGCCCAAGAGGGCUGGUCUGCUCAGGAGAAAUGGACCCUGGAGCGCCUCAAAAGGAAAUACCGGAACCAGAAGUUCAAGUGCGGUGAGGAUAAUGACGGUUACUCAGUGAAGAUGAAGAUGAAAUACUACAUCGAGUACAUGGAGAGCACUCGAGAUGACAGCCCCCUUUACAUCUUUGACAGCAGCUAUGGUGAACACCCCAAAAGAAGGAAACUUCUGGAAGACUACAAGGUGCCCAAGUUUUUCACUGAUGACCUUUUCCAGUAUGCCGGGGAGAAACGCAGGCCCCCUUACAGGUGGUUUGUGAUGGGGCCGCCACGCUCUGGAACCGGAAUUCACAUCGACCCUCUGGGAACCAGUGCCUGGAACGCCUUAGUUCAGGGCCACAAGCGCUGGUGCCUGUUUCCUACCAGCACGCCCAGGGAACUCAUCAAGGUGACCCGUGAAGAAGGAGGGAACCAGCAAGACGAGGCUAUUACCUGGUUUAGUAUCAUCCAUCCCCGGACGCAGCUUCCCACCUGGCCGCCUGAAUUCAAACCCCUGGAGAUCUUACAAAAACCAGGAGAGACUGUCUUCGUACCAGGAGGCUGGUGGCACGUUGUCCUUAAUCUUGACACCACCAUUGCCAUCACCCAGAAUUUUGCCAGCAGCACCAACUUCCCUGUUGUAUGGCACAAGACGGUAAGAGGAAGACCAAAGUUAUCGCGGAAAUGGUAUAGGAUCUUGAAGCAAGAGCACCCCGAGUUGGCGGUCCUGGCCGACUCGGUUGACCUUCAGGAGUCCACGGGGAUCGCAUCCGACAGCUCCAGUGACUCCUCCAGUUCCUCCAGCUCCAGCUCGUCCGACUCGGACUCGGAGUGUGAGUCCGGGUCUGAAGGGGACGGGACGACGCACCGCAGGAAGAAGCGGAGGACGUGCAGCAUGAUGGGAAACGGGGACACCACCUCCCAGGACGACUGUGUGAGCAAAGAGCGCAGCUCCUCCAGGAUUAGGGACACUUGUGGAGGCCGGGCUCACCCCUGAGCAAAGAGAGAGACUGUCCCUGAGGUGGUUCCUGCGUACGUGGUUGGCGGCCACCUGACUCAGUUUUCACGUCUUCUGCUCCCUCCUUCUCCUCUGUCUUCUCUGAAUUUGGAUCAUCCUUCUCUGGUCCAAGCUUCUGUCUUCGGUCAAAUGCUGUUUUCACUGCUUCCUAAGAAUAGAUGGCCAAGAAGUUUAAAAGCUCACGACCCUCAGUGAAACCCCGAAACGCUGCAGGCCCGUGGGCCCCUGGGUGACAAGGCCUGUGCUGUCUCUGAACCACGCUGCUCCGCCCCGAGGCCGGAGGGUCGCCAUCCCGGGAGCGGCCGGCUGCAUCUGACCCCUCACCGACCGUUGGUGCAGAACCUCUGCCGUCCAAGAGCCGGCUGCCCACCAGCGGGCCCUGAGGGGCGAGCGGACUCGGAUUUGCGUGCGAGCCGGUUACGCGUACGAAGUGCCGCGUGUGCGCCACCUCCCCGUGUCACCCUUUGUCCGAAGCCGCGUGGCGGUGACCCAGCCGGCACGUGCGGCACCGCUCACCACCGCAAGCACUGUCUUGUGACGCGUUCCCUUCUCUCUGCCGUCGGAGGGCCUCGUGCGUCCCGGUGGUGUGUGUGUGCCGAGUGUCCUGGGGGGAAGGACGCCGCAUCGGGGUCUGGGUUGGGGACAGAGCAGGAAAGGUGUUCAGUGCAUUCUCAUCACGGAACGUGAAUGAGGAACGGGGCUGCCUCCUGACAGACGCGUCCUGGUCCUUCCUGCCGCGUGAUCUGCUCCGCAAGAGACGUCGCGAUGAGUGUCCCCGUUCGUUUGACCGGCAGACACGACAAGGUGGGCGGCUCGGGCUGCACGUCUGGAGUGAGGUCGUAUACGGUGCUUCUCGCCUUUGGGAUCUUGUCUGGGCUUCCAGACGACUCCGCCGUGAACGCUUGGGGAUUGACCAGCAGGUUUCACGUCUUGCUCUCUUCAUUCUUAUCUGCUUGCCUUAAUCUGUCCCUGAAUUCAACGAAACUUAAAAGUAAAAGGGGGCUUGGCAGGGACGUGCCAUCUUCUGGGUGGGAACGCAGGCCAGGGCACGAGCAGCCGGAGGGCAGAGGAGCUCUCACCGUAGUCUCCCGGGCGAGCCGCGAGGUGUGUGCACGCAUCCUGGAAUCGUGUGGUGUCGCCUCCCCCAGAUCCUCCCGACACGUGGCUUUAAUCUGGGGAACCCAGGUCUCUUCUGUGCAGAGGUUACAUUUUUAGCAGAGUGGUUACCAUUUCUCGACACUAGGUCGGUCGAGUGGCUUUACUCUAGGAGGUUGGGCCCCUAUUUUGUGUUUUUUGCAUCCUCAAAUGCCAAUGCAAAGAAGCGGCUGGACGGGAUGGAGAACAUCUGCCACCUUCUCAGCGCUGGCACCGGUCACCCACCCUCCUUUCCCCGCCCGGCCACGGGGCUCAGGCGGCCCCGGGCUCCAGGGUGUGUGUGCGUGUGAGUAAAGUCACACACGGAACUUGUAACCUGUUUGUAUUAAUACCUGAAUGGUGUUCCUCCUCCUUUUUAAAAUUUUCUUGCCAUCUUCAAAAUAAUUUUUUCAUCUCCCCAGUAUUGCUACGGGGCGAUCGCACCUUCCUCUCAAAUUCGUACCAACUUCUCUCUAAGCCUCGGUUUAAAGGAAAACCAACAAAAGCAAAAGGCUAUUUGCCGCCAGGGGGCGUGCAGUGGCUGCGACGACAGGGCAGUUUGAAUUGGAGAGAUUAGCCUCUCCCCCCUCCUGCCCCCCCCAGAGGCUCCAGCGAUGGGUGAUUCCUGUUUGACAAACAAUACUCAGAAAUAAGGGAUCCAGCUCGUCUGGCAGACUCGCAGUCCCUUCACCUGAAAGCAUCUGGCUCACACAGAUUACGUGCUGCCAUUGGGCUCUCGCCGGCCCACGAAUGACCAUGGACAGUCUUUGUUUUAGCCAGGCCGGGAUUCAGCACCUCCCACGCCUCCCCUUUUACUGUCACCGUGGGCCAGCCGAGCACACCAGCGUGGAAAGAAAGCAGGGCAGGGAUGGGGUGCGGAAACUGAGAAAGGAGUGGAGUGAUGGCCGGGUGCUCAGGACAAGGUAGAAAGUGGGGACCAGGGCCAUCUGUUCUGACGUCAACCCUUCUGCCCUCGUGGCCUGAGCUGCUCCGCGUGCCAUCAGCAGUAGUGAGAGAAGGAUACCGCAUGAAACUAUUUUCUAGGGAUUCUUCCCUAGACCCAAUGCGCUGGGUCCUGGAACGAGGGCUCUUGGACUGGUAACUGAUUGGAGCAGGUGGAUGAAGAC